Mytilus trossulus (common blue mussel) is the source of this 727-nucleotide messenger RNA. RefSeq names its product neo-calmodulin-like. The transcript has 5 exons. The record is from RefSeq and is a predicted model, not a curated record. Gene Ontology annotation, molecular function: calcium ion binding; enzyme regulator activity. Bases 51 to 506 code for a protein of 151 amino acids. Lineage: Eukaryota; Metazoa; Mollusca; Bivalvia; Mytilida; Mytilidae.
GUCAAAUAUCAGUUUUACUGUGAAGUCCUACAAUAUCAACAUCAACUAAAAUGAGUAACACGUUAUCAGACGACCACAUUGAAGAGUUGAAGGAUGCCUUUAAUUUAUUUGACAAAAAUGGUGAUGGUCGGAUAACAACAAAUGAGCUAGGAACUGUCAUGAAAUCUCUGGGACAACACCCGACAGAGAUGGAACUAAAGGAUAUGAUAAAUGAAAUUGAUGUGGAUGGUAAUGGAACAAUAGAAUUCCCGGAAUUUGUAGCCAUGAUGGCAAAGAAGCAACAAGAUGGCGGCGACCCAGAAGAAGAUUUGCGGGAAGCGUUUAAAGUAUUUGAUAAAGAUGGAAAUGGACAAAUUAGUCAGUCCGAAUUAAGACAAGUAAUGCUUAGUCUUGGUGAGAAUUUAACAGAAAGCGAGAUUGAAGAAAUGGUUGUAGAGGCAGACCUUGAUGGAGAUGGUCAGGUUAACUAUGAAGAAUUUGUUGGUAUAAUGGCACAAAAGAGGUAAAUUCAUGUACAGAGGUACAGCUACAAUAAGUAUAUGGACUUAAAUACGGAAAAUAAAGUUCUAUGACAGUUUUGUAACAUUUGUGGGAAAUCUACCAUGCAAAAACAAUGUGCGCUUGGAAUUCAUUAGUACUUAUUAUACUAAAACAAUCUAAAUGAAAAUGUAAUUUAUAAACUCGAAUUUGUUUUUUUGUACAAAAAAAACAUAAUUGUAUAGGUGUA